AUGGCCUCGGGUCCCGCGGAACCAGCCACCGCCGGCGAGGACGCGGGUGACGUUCGCUUUGCCGAGUUCUCGGACCUGCAGCUGCGGGAGAGGUUGCAGCGCAUACAGAAUGGGCUCGACAGGGGCGUCUACAGCGGCCUCCACGACGGCGGCGAGAAGAUCCAUCAGUUGUGCCGUGACAUCGACCACGAGAUCGCUCGACGCCGGAAGGUUUUCCAGGCCCCGCCCUCCUCCUCUUUCAUCAAUCUCUGUCGCUCCGCCCACUAUGGAGGCAGCAAACCGCACCGCGCUCCGGUGAGUGCGAUACCCUUGGCCGGCGAGGCGGGGGUCGAGGGUGCGGUGGAGGAUAGGCACAGCGCGCUGCACCAGCUUUCGGAUCUUGCUCUGCGGGAGAAGUUGCGGCGUCUACAGGACGGGGUCGGCGUCCUCGCCGGCCACCUCCCUGACGGCGGAAGGAAGUACUUUGCGUACAUCCGUGCCGUCCGUCUCGAGCUCGCUCGCCGCCAGGCCCUGCCCUCCCGCAACCAGUCGGCUGCCGCCGAACCCGGAGCAGGUGCGGUGUCGAAGGUCCUCAUCGUCAUAGCCAUGCAGGCAGAGAUGCUCCCACUCGUCCACCGGUUCCAGCUCCUCGAGGUGCCCACCGGCGAAUCCAUAUUUCCAAAAGGCGCCCCAUGGGCGAGAUACUGUGGCAACUACAAAGGCCUCCACAUUGACCUUGUAUGGCCUGGAAAAGAUCCCGCUCUCGGAGUUGACAGUGUCGGUACAUUAUCAGCAGCUCUUGUGACACACGCUUCUAUACAGUUCUUGAAGCCAGACCUUAUUAUCAAUGCUGGUACUGCUAGUGGCUUCAAGGCCAAAGGAGCAGGCGUUGGAGAUGUCUUCUUGAAAUCAGACGUUGUGUUCCAUGAUAGAAGAAUACCGAUUCCUGUUGGGAAGCUUUCAACCGGCGAUUCUCGAGAUAUGUCUCCGCACGAUGUGUUAGAAAUACUGAGUAAUGGUGCUACAUUAAAGGAUAUGGAGGGAGCGGCGGUGGCACAUGUUGCUGAUAUGUUUUCAACACCUGCAAUCUUUGUCAAAGCUGUGACUGAAAUUGUCGAUGGAGAGAAGCCAAGGGCAGAGGAGUUUCUUCAAAACUUGACUGCUGCUACGAAGGCCCUGGACCAAGCUGUGGCCGAAGUGGUCAAUUUCGUCUGUGGCAAAUGCUUAUCUGAUCUUUGAUCUCCUUUUUGUUGGCAAGAUCCAUGUGACCCUGCUUCAGUGCACUACUCUGCAUAUGUUAUAUGUCAUCUGCUUAAACGUGUUUACGAGAUCCAUGUGACUCUUACUGCAUUCCUUGUGCACACAGUUUCUGGCAAGUACAGGCAGGCACUGCACCUCAGCACAAUCUCCCAUGCCAAACUCCUCUCGCGUGACCGCCACGGCUCCGACGGUCGGGUCGAUGCCGUCCGGCGGGCACCGGGAUGCGGCCUAAUAGCAGGCGCUCAGACCAGACGUGGAAGGCUGAACGGAGGACAGUGGCGCAAGUUGGGAUACGAUAUCCCUCAAAAUCAGACGCAGACACGCAGUGACUCUAAUCAAACACAAUAAUGCAAAAAUGUAUGCACCCCUUUCUCCUCCAGUGCAGCCUUGCCACUGAAGGAUCCAGUGUAGCAUACUGAACUUGUUGAGGUUUAUUUC
Aegilops tauschii subsp. strangulata is the source of this 1677-nucleotide messenger RNA. The record is from RefSeq and is a predicted model, not a curated record. Lineage: Eukaryota; Viridiplantae; Streptophyta; Magnoliopsida; Poales; Poaceae.